UCUAAGGCCUGAUAUUUGUUCCGACAAAGUUACCAUAAGUGUUAGUUUGGUAUAGAGCUAGCGGCAUAUCUCCCGUAUAAUAGUCGAUUGUAAGAUGGCGGAGCAUCAUCACUUUGGCCUUCAUCACCAUGAAAAAGAGCACCACCAUGAAGCAGAACAUCACCACAGACGACAUGAUUCACCGGGCGACCUGUCAGAGAGUGAUCCAGGUCAACAUUACAAGCAUUCGCCAACUGUGGAAACUUUUCCACAUACAACUGCUGAUCUCGAUCAUGCAAAGUCUGAGGAGAAAAAACACAAGAAAAAGGAGCAUCACGCAGAGCUUGGUGCACUGGCAGCGGGUGCAUUAGCUAUGCACGAACAUCACAAAGAAAAAUCAGAAGGAGAAGACUCUGGCAGACACAAGCUGGAAGGGAAAAUUGCAGGUGGCCUGGGGGUAGGGGCCGUGGGCUAUGCGCUGCACGAACAUCAUGAGAAGAAAAAGGAAAAGAAGGAAAUGGAAGAACUCGAGAAGACUGGACAUGAGAAGCAUGGAUGGUUUAAAUGACUUUCUAUCCAUGUCAUAGGUCCCACGUGUCCAUACUGCCUUUACGAUGCUCUUCAGCUAGUCAUUUGAGAAAUUGAGUCUCUUUAGGAUAGACUGAAGAGUGGUGGCAAUGAAUCAAGGUGCGCCUUGUUUAAAUUGUCCAUGUUACAUCCCAGCGUAGAUAGAUUGAAUUGCGAUCUUUCUUAUUUACAUAGCCAGAUCGGGAAGAACCAUUACAGUUAGCCCACCGUUUUGGAGUGCAGUCUUUCCAAACAAACUGUCAAAGUUCAUGAUCGCGAUAUUCCAAAAAGUAAAAAACUGCUGAAUCUGAUACAUUUUCCA
Marchantia polymorpha subsp. ruderalis is the source of this 868-nucleotide messenger RNA. The record is from the annotation of a GenBank genome assembly. NCBI's taxonomy places the organism in Eukaryota, Viridiplantae, Streptophyta, Marchantiopsida, Marchantiales, Marchantiaceae.